AUGGAAACAUCAUAGAACUCUCACAAUCUACAAUGGAGAACUCAAGCAAAAGGUUAAGCAACAAAGUAGCGGUCAUAACGGGAGGAGCGAGAGGAAUCGGCGCGGCUACGGCUAAACUGUUCGCAGAGAAUGGUGCGUAUGUUGUGGUGGCUGAUAUUUUGGACGAAGAAGGAAAACAAGUGGCUGAAUCUAUAGGCGGAAUGUACGUGCAUUGCGAUGUUUCGAGAGAAGAGGAUGUGGAAAUGGCGGUACAGGUGGCUAUGGCGAGGAAGAACAAGUUAGACGUGAUGUUCAACAAUGCCGGGAUAGCGAUUUACGAAGGUAGUAUUACCGAUAUCGAUGUGGAUAAGGUGAAUCAUCUCGUCUCUGUUAAUGUGAACGGCGUUUUGCACGGCGUGAAACAUGCUGCCAAGGCCAUGAUCAAAGGAGGAGGAGGUGGGUCCAUAAUAUGUACAUCAAGCUCGGCAGGUGAAAUGGGAGGCUUAGGAGGGCACGCGUAUACGUUGUCGAAAGGGGCCAUCAAUGGGCUCGUGAGAAGCACUGCCUGCGAGCUGGGCUCGUACGGGAUACGAGUGAACUCCAUAUCUCCACACGGCGUCCCGACCGAGAUUCUCGUAAAAGCGUACCGCAAGUUCCUCGGACACGAAGUGGACGCGACGGAAGUUGGUCGGAUCGUGGCGGAGAAAGGGAGCCUGUUGCACGGACGAUGGGGGACGGUGGAAGACGUGGCUAAUGCUGCUUUGUUCCUCGCGAGUGAUCGCGAGUCGGGUUUUGUCACUGGACACAACUUGGUCAUCGAUGGCGGUUAUACUUCCGCUACUAAUGCAUGCCAAUUCAUUUACCAGUAGUUUUUUUUCUCUUUAAAUAACGAAAUCAAACAUGCAGCGCUCGAGGAAAAUCUAGUGUUUCUUUUGAAAGUUAAUGCAAUUGUAUCGGUCCGAAAAUUGCAAAGAAAAGCACUGCACGAUCGAUUA
Molecule: messenger RNA, 974 nt
Organism: Tarenaya hassleriana
Lineage: Eukaryota; Viridiplantae; Streptophyta; Magnoliopsida; Brassicales; Cleomaceae
Product: short-chain dehydrogenase reductase ATA1
Exons: 3
Coding region: 33-848 (271 amino acids)
Source: RefSeq, a predicted model, not a curated record